This is a messenger RNA of Bactrocera dorsalis (oriental fruit fly), 573 nucleotides long. RefSeq lists its product as uncharacterized. The transcript has 2 exons. Lineage: Eukaryota; Metazoa; Arthropoda; Insecta; Diptera; Tephritidae. The record is from RefSeq and is a predicted model, not a curated record. Bases 16 to 573 code for a protein of 185 amino acids.
UCGAAAACAAGUUCUAUGCAGCUAGUAAAAUGUAAAUUCGGUUGCAUUCAAAACCAUAAUUACAUCAUUCUUCGAUGGGUGUAUAAAAAGACAAUGAUGACACUUAAGUGGUGGCAAACGUCAAGUGGAAGACAAACCGAGGAAAUGCAAUUGAGGGAAGCAACAACGGCUGGCUGCUUUUGUUUAGUGUUGAUCUGGUGCACUUGGUUCACGCAAAGCGUAAAAGCCGCCAGUGUUGGACGCCCAGUCCCAAAUGCCUACGCGCCACAAAGGCAUCUGAACACACGCGUUGAUGAAGUAAGGAGUGCUGCAAGCUAUAGGCAAGCUGAUUAUGAUUAUGACGAAGAGGAAAAUGAGGAGGAAGAAGUUGAGGAGGAACUGGAAGCAGCUUUAAGUGGCGUCACAAAUAUCGGUGGAGGAAAUGUGGAAGCGGAGGAAGGAAAUAAUGCCGACGAUGAUGACGAAGAGGAAGAAGAGGACUAUGAAGAAGAUGAUGAAGAUAAUGGUGGUGAGGAGGGACGCGCAGUGAAAAGAAAGUUUUUAAUAGAGAAGUUUAUGGGAAUAAAAAUGUAG